AUUGUGGCAGGAAAGCAGCCAGAGCAAGCCACUGACCACGUGACUCUCCCUGUGUUUCUGCAAAGGAAGCAUGGCACAAGCCCAAGACCCCCAAGGUCCUUUCAAGGACCCAUCCCAAGACUCAUCCAGGGGCACAAAGAGGUGAGCUCCAGCCCGAUCGCGGCCGGAGGUCCUGACGCUACUGGAACUUUGGGGAGAGGAGGAAUCCCUGCAGGCUCUGCAUUCCUGAUGCAGGAAUCCAGACAUCUAUGGCCACAUGGCUGAGGGGCUGGCAAAGAAAGGCCAUCACCCCAGAACUUUGGACCAAGUGUGGGCCAAGGUGAAAGAACUGAGGCAGGGCUAUGCCAGGGCCCAUGAGCACAGCUCCACCUCUGGGGAAGCGCCUCAGCAUUGCGCGUACUUCCAGGAGCUGGACAGAAUCCUGGGGGAUGAGGAACCCUUCUCUACACGGGUUCUUGUUGAGUCCGGGUUGCAGACACCCAUCCAGCACUGCCAGAAGGUGGAUGAGGAUAACCCAGAGGAGCAGCAGCUGCAGGAUGAGGAGGAGGAGGACCCCAACAGGAGUGUUGUCAGUCUCACCCUGGAGCCGGUCCCCCAGUCUCAGGAGGCCUCGCAGGCAUUUUCUGACCCUGGUGAGGGAACAUCAGCUGGACCUGCCAGAGCAGACCAGCAUGCGACACCUGUCCCACCACCCACCUGGGCCCAUGGAAGCCGCAGGCACUGGUGGAUCUAUACUGACUUCAUGCGCAGGCACAUUGAGGUCCUCAAAAGGAUGGAGGAGACCAUGGCAGAGAGGACGCGGGCAGAGGCUCGGUGGCAUGACCGCUUCUGUCCGGAGCUGCUUGAACUGCCUCCCCUCGACAUCAGCCCAUGUCCCCCACCCUGGGAGGAAGUCCUCUCCUUUGCUCUCGACCAGGUUGUGGAGAAUGCAACAUGCAGCCACCACCUCAGGGAUAUUGCAUUCUCCCAUGUCGAGAGCAAGCUCCAGGCACAAAUUGUAAUUGGGAAGAGGGGUAUGUUUGAGCAGAAGAAUGUAGGCUGCUGA
Messenger RNA from Pelodiscus sinensis (Chinese soft-shelled turtle), 1045 nucleotides. NCBI's taxonomy places the organism in Eukaryota, Metazoa, Chordata, Testudines, Trionychidae. The record is from RefSeq and is a predicted model, not a curated record.